UCCCUCUGGCUCUCUCUCCCUCCCAGCGCUCAGUUCAUUGACCUUCUGUUUUCUGAACGAUCCUCUAACGUGAAAGAGCUCAGCGCUGACAAGCGAAUAUGUCUUGGGUCUUCUGGAACUUUCUGUGCUUGUUUCUAAUACACUGUGUUUGCUCAGAAGUCUUCCUCCACACUCGAGAUGCCAGUCAGAUCCUGAGCCGCCGCCGCCGCGCAAACCACAUGUUCGAGGAGAUGAAGAAGGGAAACAUGGAGCGCGAGUGUGUUGAGGAGCGCUGCAGUUACGAGGAGGCCAGAGAAAUCUUCGAGGAUGUUACAAAGACGGAUGAGUUCUGGCACAAGUAUGUCGAUGGAGACGCGUGUUUGUCUCAUCCAUGUCUCAAUGGUGGCAAGUGUAAAGAUGCGAUCGGGCCGUACACGUGUUACUGUCAACAAGGGUUUAAGGGCUACAACUGUGAGAUUGUUAUUCCUGAGCUCUGUGAGAGUGAAAACGGAGGCUGUGACCAUUUCUGCAGGGUGAAGGAGAAAGAUGUCGUCUGUUCGUGUGCCAAAGGCUACGAGCUGGCCGAAAAUGGGAAGUCGUGUCACUCUAAUGAACUUUUCAAAUGUGGCUUCAUUCAUCCUUCGAUGACCAGAAGCAUCUUCAUUCACACGCAAAACAUCACCGACACCAAGAAUAAAGAGGAGACGCACGUUGAGACCACCGUCGAGUCUGUCAUAGACACCACAAACCCGCCAGCCAAUGAGACGAGCAGCAUGUUCGGCCUCCAUGAGCAGGACAUCGCUAUUCCAGAUGACAGGGUUUUAUCUGAAACAUUUAGAGUAGAGCCAAGAAUCGUCAAUGGUACGAAAUGUCCUCCUGGAGAUUGUCCAUGGCAGGCUCUUCUCAUUAACGAAGACAACAUCGGCUACUGUGGCGGCACCAUCCUGAACCAGUACUUCAUCCUGUCGGCCGCUCACUGUAUGAAUCAGUCGCUCUCCACCAGGGUGGUCUUAGGUGAGUUUGACACGCUGGUCAUCGAGGGUCGUGAGGUCACCCACGACGUAGACGAGAUUCUGAUUCACAAGAACUACAUGGCGGACACCUACCACAACGAUAUCGCCCUCAUUAAGCUCAGCAAGCCCAUCAGAUUCACCAAAUUCAUUCUCCCCGCCUGCCUGCCGGAGUCCAACUUCGCCGAGCGUGUGCUGAUGCGUCAGGCGGAAGGUAUAGUGAGCGGAUUCGGCCGUGUGCGAGAAGGCGGCCUUCAGUCCACCACCCUCCAGAAGCUAGCGGUGCCGUACAUCGACCGUGGCAAGUGCAUCGAGUCCAGCAAGUUCAAAAUCUCUAAUCGCAUGUUCUGCGCCGGAUACGACCAGGAGGAAAAAGACGCGUGUCAGGGCGACAGUGGCGGGCCGCAUGUGACGCGCUACAAAAACACAUGGUUUGUCACGGGCGUGGUGAGCUGGGGCGAGGGAUGCGCCCGGAAGGGCAAGUACGGCGUCUACACGCAGGUUUCCAAGUACAUCCAGUGGAUCCAGAAUGCCAUGGCCAAAGUCAUGCCAGAGAUGGCAGAGAUGUCUAUAAAACCCAAAGCAAAGCGAGAGCUGCUUCAGAAGAUGCCUGUACGAAGAGUCUGACAGGAAGUCAACGUGAAUCAACAACGACACGGUCUUAAUUCAUGUUGAUGAUUUAUCAGUGAUGUUAUCCCAGCAAUCAAAAAUAUAUUCUAAGAACCCACAAAUUUAUAAAAAUGUUAUUUCUGAAUGUUCCCCGAAUGUCCAGAUUUUUGGCUAUGCAAAUGUUGAGGGAACAUUUCUGGAAACAUUAUGGGAACGUUACUUUUGAAUGUUCUCUGAACGUUCCAGAAUAAUUAGUUACAUUUAAAAAAUGUUCCAUGAACGAUGUAAAAAUAAUGUUUUUGUUUUGAGAACAUUAUUAAAGACCACAUAACUCUGAACAAAUGUUUGUUCAUGACUUUGAGAAAACCUUGCCAGAACGUUCUGAGAUUGUUCCCCAUUUUUUGUCUUCAUAAUCUUUCAUAUUCAAGUAACUUCAUCCACUUAUGAACAUAUUCAAUAAAAUCAUCAUUGAUGAAAUUAGUUAAAAAUAACUAUAAAAAAUACUAGUUAUUUCUGUGUAAAUCUUGUUCAGCUCUGAAAUAAGACACAUUAUGGAGGUAAAACGGUUUGUCAAUGCUGUCGACUCUCAUCCUAAUGAGGUUUACGGUUUUAAUAAAGACAACUGAUUUUA
Molecule: messenger RNA, 2229 nt
Organism: Megalobrama amblycephala (Wuchang bream)
Lineage: Eukaryota; Metazoa; Chordata; Actinopteri; Cypriniformes; Xenocyprididae
Product: coagulation factor X-like
Exons: 8
Coding region: 99-1616 (505 amino acids)
Biological process (GO): blood coagulation; proteolysis
Cellular component (GO): extracellular region
Molecular function (GO): serine-type endopeptidase activity; calcium ion binding
Source: RefSeq, a predicted model, not a curated record